This is a messenger RNA of Oncorhynchus tshawytscha (Chinook salmon), 1737 nucleotides long. RefSeq names its product tubulin beta-4B chain-like. NCBI's taxonomy places the organism in Eukaryota, Metazoa, Chordata, Actinopteri, Salmoniformes, Salmonidae. The record is from RefSeq and is a predicted model, not a curated record. Gene Ontology annotation, molecular function: structural constituent of cytoskeleton; GTPase activity; GTP binding. Bases 104 to 1438 code for a protein of 444 amino acids. Gene Ontology annotation, biological process: microtubule cytoskeleton organization; mitotic cell cycle. The transcript is spliced from 4 exons. Gene Ontology annotation, cellular component: cytoplasm; microtubule.
AGAUAGUCAGCUGGGUAAGAAGACAAAGAGAGUCCUCCAAGCCCAGUACCUUCUCGUUCCACCGUCGAAUCUUUCACAGCUAACGCCCUUCCUUCCAUCCAAAAUGCGCGAAAUAGUGCAUCUGCAAGCCGGACAGUGCGGAAACCAGAUUGGAGCCAAGUUCUGGGAGGUGAUCAGUGAUGAGCAUGGCAUCGACCCGACUGGAACCUACCAUGGAGACAGCGACCUGCAGCUAGACAGGAUCAAUGUGUACUACAAUGAGGCCUCAGGUGGGAAGUAUGUCCCCCGUGCCAUCCUGGUGGAUCUGGAGCCGGGCACCAUGGACUCUGUCAGGUCUGGCCCCUUCGGACAGAUCUUCAGGCCAGACAACUUUGUCUUUGGCCAGAGUGGAGCUGGAAACAACUGGGCCAAGGGCCACUACACAGAGGGAGCAGAGCUGGUAGACUCUGUCAUGGAUGUAGUGAGGAAGGAGGCAGAGAGCUGUGACUGUCUCCAGGGUUUUCAGCUCACCCAUUCCCUGGGUGGGGGUACUGGCUCUGGCAUGGGCACCCUGCUCAUCAGCAAGAUCCGUGAGGAGUACCCUGACCGCAUCAUGAACACCUUCAGCGUGGUGCCCUCUCCCAAAGUGUCCGACACAGUGGUGGAGCCCUACAACGCCACCCUCUCUGUGCAUCAGCUGGUGGAGAACACAGAUGAGACCUUCUGCAUCGACAACGAAGCCCUCUACGACAUCUGCUUCCGCACUCUCAAGCUCACCACACCCACCUAUGGAGACCUCAACCACCUGGUGUCAGCCACCAUGAGUGGAGUGACCACCUGCCUUCGUUUCCCUGGCCAGCUCAACGCCGACCUCCGCAAACUGGCUGUCAACAUGGUGCCCUUCCCCCGCCUGCACUUCUUCAUGCCCGGCUUUGCCCCCCUCACCAGCAGGGGGAGCCAGCAGUACCGCGCCCUGUCCGUGCCUGAGCUCACCCAGCAGAUGUUCGACUCCAAGAACAUGAUGGCGGCCUGCGACCCUCGACACGGCCGUUACCUCACCGUGGCCGCCAUCUUCCGUGGUCGCAUGUCCAUGAAGGAGGUGGAUGAGCAGAUGCUCAACGUCCAGAACAAGAACAGCAGCUACUUUGUGGAAUGGAUCCCCAACAACGUGAAGACCGCUGUCUGCGACAUCCCACCCCGCGGCCUCAAGAUGUCUGCCACCUUCAUCGGCAACAGCACAGCCAUCCAGGAGCUGUUCAAGCGUAUCUCUGAGCAGUUCACUGCCAUGUUCCGCCGUAAGGCCUUCCUUCACUGGUACACCGGAGAGGGUAUGGAUGAGAUGGAGUUCACUGAGGCUGAGAGCAACAUGAAUGACCUGGUGUCUGAGUACCAGCAGUACCAAGAUGCCACCGCUGAGGAGGGCGAGUUUGAAGAGGAGGGAGAAGAGGAAGCCGCCUAAACCAUCCAGUCACUCAACUGCCAAACAGUCUAUCACUCCCCUCCGUCCUGACCCCAAAGCACAACUUGAUUGAUUUAAAUUAAUGUUAAAGAAAAGGAAACUCCGAUUUGUGAUAAUUAAAUGAAUGUGCUCAAACAUCUCUUCAGCGGUUCCCUUCAGUCUAAUUAGUAUCCUGUAAUGUUUUCAGGUCUCAUCCUAGAAGUCAGAGGGUAUUCUAACAUGAGGUUUCUUAUGAAAGCAGCAAGCUGUAACUCGAUGUCUAAAUUGAAUUAUGUGAAUAAAUUAACAAUGUGUUCCAA